This is a messenger RNA of Oncorhynchus keta (chum salmon), 1688 nucleotides long. RefSeq names its product bleomycin hydrolase-like. Gene Ontology annotation, biological process: response to toxic substance; proteolysis; L-homocysteine catabolic process. Gene Ontology annotation, molecular function: cysteine-type aminopeptidase activity. The transcript is spliced from 12 exons. The coding region runs from base 160 to 1527 and encodes 455 amino acids. NCBI's taxonomy places the organism in Eukaryota, Metazoa, Chordata, Actinopteri, Salmoniformes, Salmonidae. The record is from RefSeq and is a predicted model, not a curated record. Gene Ontology annotation, cellular component: cytoplasm.
UAGGACAGACACUGGUGGGACUUGGGGUUACAUUGUAACAAUUAUGUUUCCUGUUUCCGGUCGGAACUCUGAUCGGACUGACUGUCGGCGAAUGAGAUAAACAAAGAGCCGGUGACUUUUAAAGAUAUUUAGAAACACUUGCUAACCCUCUUCGUAAACAUGGAGACUGGUCUGAGUCAGGAGAAGAUUGCCUCCUUUGUAAAGCGUUUGCAGGCGGAGCCCAGGUACCUGCUGGCCCAGAAUGUGUCCACGUGCAUCGACCCGUUGGAGGUGUGUCUGCACAGGCAGACGGUCCAGGACACUGUGCACAUAUUCCAGCACUCCAUCCCCACAGAGGGCAAGCCUAUCACCAACCAGAAAAACUCAGGGAGAUGCUGGAUCUUCUCGUGCCUCAACGUCAUGCGCCUUCCCUUCAUGAAAAAGUUCAACAUCGAAGAGUUUGAGUUCAGUCAGUCCUACCUCUUCUUCUGGGACAAGGUGGAGCGGUGCUACUACUUCCUGCAGGCCUGUGUGGAGACAGCCCAGAGGAAGGAGCCUGUAGACGGCAGACUGGUCCAGUUCCUGCUCUCCAAUCCCACCAACGACGGCGGCCAGUGGGAUAUGCUGGUCAACCUCAUUGAAAAGUACGGAGUUAUCCCAAAGAAAUGCUUCCCAGAGUCUCACAGCUCCGAGGCCUCACGGAGAAUGAAUGACAUCCUCAAUCACAAGCUGAGAGAGUACUGUCUAAGACUGCGGAACAUGGUGGCCAGUGAUUCCACUAAAGCCGAGCUGUCUGACGCCAUGGACACCAUGAUUGAGGAGGUCUUCCGGGUGGCGAGUGUGUGUCUGGGCAGCCCUCCUGACUCCGUUUGUUGGGAAUACAGAGACAAGGACAAGAACUUCCACCGCAUGGGCCCCCUGUCCCCUCAGCAGUUCUACAAGGAGCUGGUCAAGCCCCUCUACAACAUCCAGGACAAGGUCUGUCUGGUGAAUGACCCGCGGCCUCAGAACCCCUAUGAGAAGCUGUAUAGCGUUGAGUUCCUGGGCAACAUGGUGGGAGGACGCAACACUCUGUACAACAACCAGCCCAUCCAGCUACUCAAAAAGGCCGCCGCGGACUCCAUCAAAGAGGGAGAGGCUGUGUGGUUUGGUUGUGACGUGGGCAAGCAUUUCCAUGGCAAACUGGGCAUCAAUGACAUGAAUGUGUUCAACCAUGAGUUGGUGUUCGGGGUGUCCGUAAAGAACCUGUCCAAGGCAGAGAGGCUGAUCUUCGGAGACUCCCUCAUGACACACGCCAUGAUCCUCACCGCUGUCACCGACAAGCAGGAGGAAAAGGAUGGGGGUUAUGAGAAGUGGAGGGUGGAGAACUCCUGGGGGGACGACCGUGGGAAUAAAGGUUACCUAAUCAUGACCGACGAGUGGUUCUCUGAAUACGUGUACGAAGUGGUCGUGGACAAGAAGUACCUGGCCCCCGAGGUGCUGGAAGUAAUGCAGAAGGAGCCCAUCGUCCUUCCUGCCUGGGACCCAAUGGGAGCCUUGGCCUUGUAACUAUGGAAACAGAGGGUGCCACCCCAUCUCACCCGCCUGGUCUCAACCCUGGUCUGUUUGACUCCGCCCCAUCUCUCUGGUUUUACUCCUCCAUUGACUUCCACCCACCACAGCCUGUUCUCUAGACAAAUAAUAAAAGUUUGUUUUUUUUACUGGAAAAA